Messenger RNA from Drosophila innubila, 6110 nucleotides. RefSeq names its product clathrin heavy chain (gene Chc). NCBI's taxonomy places the organism in Eukaryota, Metazoa, Arthropoda, Insecta, Diptera, Drosophilidae. Bases 565 to 5613 code for a protein of 1682 amino acids. The transcript has 8 exons. Gene Ontology annotation, biological process: intracellular protein transport; receptor-mediated endocytosis. Gene Ontology annotation, cellular component: cell cortex; clathrin coat of trans-Golgi network vesicle; clathrin complex. The record is from RefSeq and is a predicted model, not a curated record. Gene Ontology annotation, molecular function: structural molecule activity; clathrin light chain binding.
UCGAUUCAUUAAUAUACAAUAUAACAUUUUUUUUUUAUUACCUGCCGACAGUCGACAGUGCAAUUAUUAUGUGAAAAUUCAAGUGAAUAAUAUUAUAAGUUAUAUAUAAGUUAGAGUUGAAAUAAAAUAACAGUUAAAAAGGAAGUUUUCUGAUACAUUUCGGUUGUUUUUUGGUGUAUCUUCGCAAGCAAAGCGAAACGAAAAUUGCUAAAAACCGAAACGAUACCGAAGUAACAAAAGAAAUAUAACAAACAACAACAACGAACGACCAAAAAGAAAAAUAACAGCAAUAAAACAAAAACAAAAGUCAACGUCAACGUUGACGCAGACAACAGUAUUCGUAUUCUCUAUCCCGCUCUAACUUACACUCGUUAUCAACAAUAAUAAAAGUGCGUGUGUAAUCUCUCCAAACCAAACAAGAAGAAGAAACAUCUGAAACUAACUGACAGGAGCAGCAAAUAACAACAACAACCAGAACAUCUCUCAACUUCAGAAAGAGAGUGUGUGCGUGUGUGUGUGCCAAGCAAGAGAGAGAGAGAGAGCGCGCCACAAUAGCCAGUCAAGAUGACGCAACCGUUACCCAUACGCUUUCAAGAGCAUUUACAGCUCACAAAUGUUGGCAUCAAUCCGACAUCGUUCUCCUUCAGCACGCUCACAAUGGAGUCGGACAAGUUCAUUUGUGUGCGUGAGAAGAGCAAUGAUACCGCCCAAGUGGUUAUCAUUGAUAUGAACGAUUCGUCGAAUCCAACACGACGUCCUAUAUCGGCGGAUUCGGCCAUUAUGAAUCCGGCCAGCAAGGUGAUUGCGCUCAAAGCGCAAAAGACGCUGCAGAUAUUCAACAUUGAGAUGAAAUCGAAAAUGAAGGCGCACACGAUGAACGAGGAUGUGGUGUUCUGGAAAUGGAUAUCGUUAAAUACGCUCGCAUUGGUCACCGAAACGAGCGUCUUUCAUUGGUCCAUGGAAGGGGACUCGAUGCCACAGAAGAUGUUUGAUAGACAUAGCUCCCUCAAUGGAUGUCAGAUAAUCAAUUAUCGUUGCAAUGCCUCACAGCAAUGGUUACUCCUUGUUGGCAUCUCGGCAUUGCCAAGUCGUGUCGCUGGCGCCAUGCAAUUGUAUUCGGUGGAACGCAAAGUGUCUCAAGCAAUUGAGGGACAUGCUGCCAGUUUUGCCACCUUUAAAAUUGAGGGCAACAAGGAGCCAACAACAUUAUUUUGCUUUGCCGUACGCACUGCAACCGGUGGCAAAUUGCACAUCAUUGAGGUGGGCACACCACCAAAUGGUAAUCAACCGUUCCCAAAGAAGGCCGUCGAUGUAUUCUUUCCCCCAGAGGCACAAAAUGAUUUCCCAGUUGCGAUGCAAGUUUCCGCCAAGUACGAUACAAUCUAUUUGAUAACCAAAUAUGGAUAUAUCCAUCUGUACGAUAUGGAGACGGCCACGUGCAUCUACAUGAAUCGCAUAUCGGCCGAUACGAUUUUUGUGACAGCACCGCACGAGGCCAGCGGUGGCAUCAUUGGUGUCAAUCGCAAGGGUCAAGUUUUGUCCGUAACUGUCGAUGAGGAGCAGAUAAUACCCUACAUUAAUACCGUACUCCAGAAUCCAGAUCUAGCACUACGCAUGGCAGUGCGUAAUAAUCUAGCUGGCGCUGAAGAUCUAUUUGUGCGUAAAUUUAACAAACUCUUUACUGCCGGACAAUAUGCAGAGGCCGCCAAGGUCGCUGCUUUGGCGCCCAAGGCCAUUUUACGUACACCGCAAACGAUUCAACGUUUCCAGCAGGUUCAAACACCGGCGGGAUCGACAACACCACCAUUACUUCAAUAUUUUGGUAUACUGCUCGAUCAAGGGAAAUUGAAUAAAUUCGAAUCAUUGGAACUAUGUCGUCCCGUGCUCUUGCAGGGCAAGAAGCAAUUGUGUGAAAAGUGGCUCAAGGAGGAGAAGCUGGAGUGUAGCGAAGAGUUGGGUGAUCUGGUCAAGACAUCUGAUUUAACGCUCGCCUUAUCCAUCUAUUUGCGUGCCAAUGUGCCGAAUAAGGUGAUUCAAUGCUUUGCCGAAACGGGUCAAUUCCAAAAGAUUGUAUUGUAUGCGAAAAAGGUCAACUAUACACCCGAUUAUAUCUUCCUGUUGCGUUCGGUGAUGCGCAGCAAUCCGGAACAAGGUGCUGGAUUUGCCUCAAUGCUGGUCGCUGAGGAGGAACCACUGGCCGAUAUCAAUCAAAUUGUUGACAUCUUUAUGGAACAUUCAAUGGUGCAACAAUGCACAGCCUUUCUACUCGAUGCCCUCAAGCAUAAUCGUCCAGCGGAGGGUGCUCUCCAAACCCGACUACUUGAAAUGAACUUAAUGUCGGCACCUCAAGUGGCGGAUGCCAUUUUGGGCAAUGCCAUGUUCACCCAUUACGAUCGGGCGCACAUUGCCCAGCUGUGCGAGAAGGCGGGAUUAUUGCAGCGUGCAUUGGAGCAUUAUACAGAUCUAUAUGAUAUUAAGCGUGCUGUUGUCCACACCCAUAUGCUCAAUGCCGAAUGGUUGGUCAGUUUCUUUGGCACAUUGUCGGUGGAGGAUUCAUUGGAGUGCUUGAAGGCCAUGCUAACCGCAAAUCUUCGACAGAAUUUACAAAUAUGUGUGCAAAUUGCCACCAAAUAUCAUGAACAAUUGACAACAAAGGCAUUGAUUGAUCUCUUUGAGAGUUUCAAGAGCUACGAUGGUCUGUUUUAUUUCUUGAGCAGCAUUGUCAAUUUCUCGCAAGAUCCCGAGGUGCAUUUCAAAUAUAUUCAGGCCGCCUGUAAAACCAAUCAGAUUAAGGAAGUUGAACGCAUUUGUCGCGAAUCCAAUUGCUAUAAUCCGGAGCGUGUCAAGAACUUCCUCAAGGAGGCCAAAUUGACAGAUCAAUUGCCUUUGAUCAUUGUCUGCGAUCGUUUCGAUUUUGUGCACGAUCUCGUCCUGUAUUUGUAUCGUAACAAUUUGCAGAAAUAUAUUGAGAUCUAUGUGCAGAAAGUGAAUCCAUCACGUUUGCCCGUUGUCGUUGGCGGUUUGCUCGAUGUUGAUUGUAGUGAGGAUAUUAUCAAGAACCUUAUUCUUGUGGUCAAGGGACAAUUCUCAACGGAUGAGCUGGUUGAGGAGGUGGAGAAACGUAAUCGCUUGAAAUUGCUAUUGCCGUGGCUGGAAUCCCGUGUCCAUGAAGGUUGCGUUGAGCCGGCCACACAUAAUGCACUGGCCAAGAUCUAUAUUGAUUCCAACAAUAAUCCGGAACGUUUCCUCAAGGAGAAUCAAUACUAUGAUAGUCGCGUUGUUGGUCGCUAUUGUGAGAAGCGUGAUCCACAUCUUGCCUGCGUUGCCUAUGAGCGUGGACAAUGUGAUCGUGAAUUGAUUGCCGUUUGCAAUGAGAAUUCUCUAUUCAAGAGCGAGGCACGUUAUCUUGUUGGACGUCGCGAUGCUGAACUCUGGGCUGAAGUGCUUUCCGAGGCCAAUCCCUACAAGCGUCAACUGAUUGAUCAAGUUGUUCAAACCGCACUAUCGGAGACCCAGGAUCCCGAUGAUAUAUCGGUGACUGUCAAGGCUUUCAUGACUGCCGAUUUGCCCAAUGAACUGAUUGAAUUGUUAGAGAAAAUCAUUUUGGAUUCAUCCGUAUUCAGUGAUCAUCGUAAUCUACAGAAUUUGCUUAUAUUGACGGCCAUUAAAGCGGAUCGCACACGUGUUAUGGACUAUAUCAAUCGGUUGGACAACUAUGAUGCACCGGAUAUUGCCAAUAUUGCAAUUAGCAAUCAAUUGUAUGAGGAGGCAUUUGCCAUCUUUAAGAAAUUCGAUGUGAAUACCUCGGCUAUUCAGGUGCUCAUCGAUCAGGUGAAUAAUUUGGAGCGUGCCAAUGAAUUUGCCGAGCGUUGCAAUGAGCCCGCCGUUUGGUCACAGUUGGCCAAGGCACAACUGCAACAGGGUUUGGUCAAGGAAGCAAUUGAUUCGUAUAUUAAAGCGGAUGAUCCCAGCGCCUACAUGGAUGUAGUGGAUGUGGCCAGUAAAGUGGAAUCAUGGGAUGAUCUUGUACGUUAUCUGCAAAUGGCACGCAAGAAGGCACGUGAAUCGUAUAUUGAAAGUGAAUUGAUCUAUGCCUAUGCCCGGACUGGACGUCUCGCUGAUCUUGAGGAAUUCAUUUCGGGACCGAAUCAUGCCGAUAUCCAAAAGAUUGGUGAUCGUUGCUUCAGCGAUGGCAUGUACGAUGCCGCCAAAUUGUUGUACAACAAUGUCAGCAACUUUGCCCGCUUGGCCAUCACAUUGGUCUAUCUCAAGGAGUUCCAGGGAGCCGUUGAUUCUGCACGUAAAGCCAACUCGACACGCACCUGGAAGGAGGUAUGUUUUGCCUGUGUCGAUGCCGAGGAAUUCCGUUUGGCCCAAAUGUGUGGACUGCAUAUUGUUGUGCAUGCCGAUGAGCUUGAGGAUUUAAUUAAUUAUUAUCAGAAUCGUGGAUAUUUUGAGGAAUUGAUUGCAUUGCUCGAAUCGGCAUUGGGAUUGGAGCGCGCCCACAUGGGCAUGUUCAGUGAGCUGGCUAUACUCUAUUCCAAAUUUAAGCCAUCCAAGAUGCGUGAACAUUUGGAAUUGUUUUGGUCUCGUGUCAAUAUACCGAAAGUGUUGCGUGCCGCCGAAUCGGCGCAUCUUUGGUCCGAGCUUGUCUUUCUCUAUGAUAAAUAUGAGGAAUAUGAUAACGCUGUGCUGGCUAUGAUGGCCCAUCCCACAGAGGCGUGGCGUGAGGGUCAUUUUAAGGACAUUAUCACAAAGGUGGCCAACAUUGAGUUGUACUACAAGGCAAUUGAAUUCUAUUUGGACUUCAAGCCAUUGCUACUCAACGAUAUGCUGCUGGUGUUGGCACCACGCAUGGAUCAUACACGUGCCGUCAGCUAUUUCUCCAAGACGGGCUAUCUGCCGUUGGUUAAACCAUAUCUGCGCUCCGUACAAUCCUUGAACAACAAGGCCAUCAAUGAGGCAUUGAAUGGUCUGCUCAUCGAUGAGGAGGACUACCAGGGAUUGCGCAAUUCCAUCGAUGGUUUCGAUAACUUUGAUACCAUUGCGUUGGCCCAGAAGCUCGAGAAGCACGAAUUAACCGAAUUCCGUCGCAUUGCGGCCUAUCUCUACAAGGGCAACAAUCGCUGGAAACAGAGUGUCGAGCUGUGCAAAAAGGAUAAACUGUACAAGGAUGCUAUGGAAUAUGCUGCCGAAUCCGGCAAACAGGAGAUUGCUGAAGAGCUCUUGGGCUGGUUCCUGGAACGCAACGCGCACGAUUGCUUUGCGGCAUGUCUAUAUCAGUGCUACGAUUUGCUGCGUCCCGAUGUAAUCCUGGAACUGGCAUGGAAACACAAAAUCAUGGACUUUGCUAUGCCCUACUUGAUCCAGGUGCUGCGAGAGUAUACCACAAAGGUGGAUAAACUGGAGUUGAAUGAGGCGCAGCGGGAGAAGGAGGAUGAUACAACGGAGCAUAAAAACAUAAUACAAAUGGAGCCGCAGCUGAUGAUAACAGCUGGUCCAGCAAUGGGAAUACCACCACAAUAUGCAACAAAUUAUCCACCUGGCGCUGCGGCAGCGGCAGCAGCGGCUGCGGCAGCGGCAGGACGCAACAUGGGAUAUCCCUAUAUGUAGGCAAAAAUAAGAACAAUCAACAUCAACAACACAAUUGUAGCUGUAACAACAACAUCAACAACAACAGUAGUCAACAUCAACAACAACAGCAGCAAACACUACAAACAACAACAAAUACAACAAUUGAAUGCCCACAAAACUCACAAACAAUUUGCAUGAGAAUGAAUUCAAAAAAAUCAACGACCAAUACAACAACAACAACUAUAACAAGAACAAACAACACAACAACAACAACAAGAGCACGCGUAGAGAAUAUAUACACUAAUGUUAUAUAUUUAUAUUAGUUCAUAUAAUGUUGAGAUACACAUAAAAUUUAAUAACAAUUCAAAUCGCUACAAAAGCAACUAAGCGAAUGCAUGAGCUGCUACAACAACAACAGCGCAAACUCAACAGCAACAACAACAACAUGAUGAAAAGCUAAAGAUAAAAUAUAUAUAUAAAUAAAAAUAAUAACAAAAUUAAAAAGCGACAACAAAAACUAGUGUUCAGCAGAAGUU